GUAACAACUGCAAGUCUCUAAUUUCUCUUUUGGUUCAGUUGACUGAUCGUCAUGCCAUCGGGAGCGCCAGAUAUUGCCAAGCCACAAACUGCUCCGCAUCAGGGUUUAACCAUCAAAGAAACUGUGCCUUCUCCAAUGAAAAAGGUUAUUGCACCGAAUGAAAUCGCUCUCCCCGCUUUAGAUACGGCGCCUAGGAGUGUAACCGAAUCUACAACAAGUGGAAAUAAUCGAUCGACUCGAUCGAGACCGCCAAAAACUCCACCUUCAGCACGACAAAAACGAAGCACCCCGAAACGAGCAGCCCCAAACCGUAGCGUUACGCACCGAGAAUGUGUCUGCGGCCGUGGCGUGGCUUGCUUGGGCAUGACCCAAGCAUUUCGAAUGCUACAGGAUCCGAGAUGCUAUUUUGUGGAAUUGCCGCGGUAUCGGAAAGAUCCACCGGCCUUCAAAUAUGUAUUUCGCAAUAAUUUGCGGCAGGCAUAUCUUCGUGAGUUGGUGCGACAAAAUCCUACGUGCGAAAAAUUGAAAGUUGAGAUGGACACCUCUCAGUCGGAUGUCCCGAAACAACGCAAGUAUGUUGCACUCCACCAUUUUCAUCCAACCGUUGUUCGAGCCUUUUACGAAAAUCCGCUGACAUCGGCGCAGAAGCAUAAAGUUCCAAUAAGUAUUACUGAACACGAACUCAGUGAACUUAAUAUGGUAUGUCGAGAAGAAGAUAGAAUAUUAUCUGUUAGUUCCAUUCCAACCGGUGGCUACUACUUCACACCAAACUAUCCGCACGAAAAAGCUCAUAGCGACCUGAAACUUUUAAUCCAAGCGGUUCGAAAUGCACGAGUACAUGGAAGUAACAAAAAGAGGUCAAGGAAGAAGAAAAUUGAGGAUCCAAACGUGCCAACCAAUAUUGAGAUUACAAGUUCAAAAAGUGAUGUAAGCAAUGAUUCUCAAGCCGUAUCAGCCACGGUCUUAAACGAAGAAAAAGAGACGGAAGACAAAAACGAUAAUGAAGUACAUGUGAAAGAAAAGAGUUUUCUUAAGAAAGAAUCCGACGGGAUCAGUGAGACAGAUGUUAGAACCGGAGUUUUGGAUAGUGGUGACGGUGAUGCCGAUGAAUUCGACAAGAUCUGGGAAAAGUCUUCCAGAAGAGAAAUUGAAUCCAGCUUGCUUAAUGAAACCAUCAUUGAAGAGGAAGAAUACGCCAUUGCAGAUGAAGGGAUGGCCAAUAUCGCAGAUCAACCACAUUCCGAUGCCAUUUCCCCAAAGCCCAGGAGAGAAUCUCUAUCUUCGCGACGAUCUGUUGAUCGCCCUUGGGCAACUCCGAAGUAUCGGAGAGAUCGAGAUACUGCGCCUAGAAGGGCAUCUAGUGCUGCCCAUUAUAUUGACCCUGACCAAACAGGUGCACUGAAUGAUAAGCUUGCGACAGAAAUAGUUGACGAUGGGGAGGAUAUUGCUCGAAUCGCUGCGGGAAUGACUGUGAUCGCUCAGGAUAAGUUAAACAUAGUAUCGCCAACGCCUGCUCCUGUCUCUCCCAAGCGAGAUUACAGAGAGCCACCUUCCUCACGCUUCUCGCCUAGUAGAAGUCCGUAUUCUCCCUUUCGCCGGGGAACAGUCGAUGAUGAUGCAGUAUCUCUUGGUAGUGCAGAUAGUGGUCUACAGAAUUAUACAAAGCUUGAUCAUCAACUUCCGGGCGCAGACCCUACCCUGCGAAUCCAAGUUCAUAAUGAUUUGAUCGCUUGGGAAUCAAAACGAAGAUCGGAUCUUGUUCAACAACUAGAGUACAACCGAGAACGCUGGAGGGCUGCAAGUGACGUUUUGGCAGAUGGUAUCGCAGAGGCAAAAUAUGCGGAGAGGUUAAUCCUCGGUAUUUCAAAAGCUUCUAGACUUUUCGCCGACUCACUUCGUGCAGUUUACGACGACAAAUUGUUAGACGAUAAGGGGAAUGCCGUGAAGAAUACAUUCCUUCGAAAUCGCCUCGCAAAGCAACGAAGUGCAUUCGAAUAUUCCAUCGAGAAUACUGGCGAAGAUUUCAAAGAAGGGUCAGGGCUUGGUUCAGUCCUUCUUGAUUCGAUUGUAAGCGCACAAUUGGAUAUAGCAAAUGCAUUCGUCGAAAACUCCGACCAUAUGGAACGAGAAAUUUUGCCAGAGCUUACUGAACUGAAGGAAGAAGUUCAGAAAAAUGCACAGAGACUCCAAGCAAUUGGAGAUACAGUCAUUUCUGAAUUGAAGCAAUCGGAAAUUGAAGUAAAAAAUAUCUGGGGUAAGUACUGAAGAAUAAUAGCGACACAAUCUGGUCCUCUCCAGUCAGCAAAACUAAAUGCAUCAGUCGUAAAUCUCACGCUGGAAAUGUCUCUAUAUAUCGUUUCAGAUGUAUUUGAUGCAAUGGUCACCGGCGAUUUGAUGGAAUACACUACGCACGGUAGCUCACAUGGUGGAAGCUCGCAUGGUGGAAGCCAUCAUUCUUCUUCGAUGAAUACGGGUGGUUCUGGCAGUGUUCAUGGAUUCUUAACCCCGGCCGACGAAAACGAAGCCCCAAUCGUAUCGUCAUCUGCUUCUCCUCUUGUGAAGAGUACAUUUCUACAGCUUGGCCGCAUUGAAGAUGGCUGGUUGAUAGAAAUGUACUAUAAAUCUGCAGUUGCAUUUCAACGAUCGGUAUUUGGUGCAGCUGAGAUGGAACUUUGCAAUCUAGUUCAAGAAAUAUCAAUGCUGGAAGAAAUGCGCUUUCAAAAACUUCAUCAAUUUAUGCUUGCAUUUGCCCCUAGGCAAAGGAGGCUCUUCAAUAAGUUACCUGAACAGCUGAAGACCGUGUUGGAGAAUAUGGUUGGAUUGCGAAUUGACGAGGAGUCGUUGCAAAAAGUUCUUGAUGAAUCUGUGAAGGAUCGGUCGAAGGAUCAUCUGAAAGGCUCUACAGCGCACAAGUCCUCAAUUUUAAACCGGUCAAAGAUAAAUGCAGGCGUUGACUCAGCUGAAAGUGAAAUCGAAUACAUGGAAAAGACCUUUGGUAGUCCCUUUGCUAGUCCCAUGAUCGUACUUUCAAAGAUGGUGGAAUUGAAAACCACGGGUUUGAAAAAAUUAGUCAAUACGGCAUGGAAACCUUCUUUGUGUGUCGUUACAUCAGAAGGAAACAUUUUAGUCUUCGAGACGUCAGGCAAUCCAAAUACUCCACCCGAAGCAUUCAAAUCAUUAUACCCACAAAUGAAUUUCGAUGACGAAAACACUUGGCUUGCUGGCCGCAAGGCUGAUAUCGUAAAGAGCUUGACACCAACUGUUUCUUUUCGGCUGUCGAAGUGUGACUUUUCUAUUUCCCAAAUUCGAAAAUCACAGAUCGAGAUAACCGAAGAAAGGGAUACAGCUGCUGGAUCUCGGUUUAUGAAGGCUGUCAAAUCUGGGGUGCGAAAGUGCACUCUGCGAUUGCCUUCGAGUUCUGAUGCUACUGAUUGGAUGUCCUUGUUGCAAAGAACGAAAAAGGUUCUUAGUAGCCAAGCAACUAGCAGAAGACGAUCACGAUUGAGAGUUUAGAUACAUUUCGAUACGUAUCGUUGCUAAGGGUCAUGUUUCAUUCUGAUGUACAUACUUCAUAAAUCAUUUAUUACUACCAGUAGUAUCAUCGCAUAAUACUACGAAGUUAAGGUUUUUGUUAGCCAUAAAAUAUAAAUUGAGUU
Messenger RNA from Pseudo-nitzschia multistriata, 3656 nucleotides. Lineage: Eukaryota; Bacillariophyta; Bacillariophyceae; Bacillariales; Bacillariaceae. The record is from the annotation of a GenBank genome assembly.